Stylophora pistillata is the source of this 3035-nucleotide messenger RNA. RefSeq lists its product as uncharacterized. NCBI's taxonomy places the organism in Eukaryota, Metazoa, Cnidaria, Anthozoa, Scleractinia, Pocilloporidae. The record is from RefSeq and is a predicted model, not a curated record.
CACUGUAAAACUGAAGUUUCUACGCUUUCGUUACCCGCAACAAAAGAAUAGAGCGGUGAGAGUUUCGGAAAUCAGUAGCAACGCCUGCUUGGUAGCUGAACAUCUUAUCCUAACAAAUUUAUUGAAGCUUGACGGAAGCGAAUUAUAAGCAUAAUUUAGAGUCACGAUACAAUUUCCCAGAAAACCACUUCCGCAAUAUCCUUAUAACGCGUAUCUCAUCGAAGAAAGGUUUCGAAAGAACGCUUAAGACCAGUCAAACCAUUACUUGUAGCGAUGGCGUUUUGGAAUUCAUCCCAGUCGCAGCGACGGGAUUUUGAGGUGGUAAUCUACGAAAAUGAUUACAAACAGCUAUGCGCUUGGGUGCUCAAGAAAACGAACAUCGAGACUGGAGGAGAUCUGUUUGGUUUGUGGGCUGACAAACACGCUGCUGUUAUUCAGUUCGUUGUCGGUCCUGGCCAAGGAUGUCGAAGAUCUUCAGUAUCUUUCUACCAAGAUAUCAGCUACUUGGAGAAGAUUGGUUCGCACAUGACGCAACAUGAAGGCCUUUGUCAUAUUGGCGAGUGGCAUUCUCACCACCAACUUGGUCUCGCCAGGCCAAGCGGGGGAGACGAGAAUACUGUGUGGAACAACAUGCCCACCUACAACUUGAAGAGGUUCGUGAUAUUCAUCGCCAACAUUGAGUCGUCGCGACAGAAUUCCUACAACGUGAACAUUGGCUGCUUCCUGUUUGAGCUUGAGAGUGUCAAAGGCAAAGAGAAACAGCUUCCAGUGUUGCAAGGAACGUUCAAGAUACUGCAAAAAGAGAGUCCAUUUAAUGGGAAACUGUUGGAGAAGAGAAACAAGGAUGCAGAGAAGGAUAACAAGAAAGAAAUAGAAAUAAAAGAUUUAGAGAUGAAGAUAUCGCAACAGCCAGAGGUAACUUAUUUCACAAAAUCAACUUCCUUCUCGAACAAGAGGCAUCAACUUGACGAAGAAUCAGGGAAUCAAACGGAAAUCGAGAAGAAGAAAUCGAGAAAAGAGAAGAAAGCCACUUCCGUUGGUAACGAACAUACUCAGGGAAAUAAAAACAUGACACCAGAUGACACAAAAAGAGGAGAGUCGAGAGGACAAAAAGAAACCCACAAGACGGUCACCAGCGAUUCAAAUGAGCGCAAUGAAUCUCAUGAAAGCCAAGCAGAAAACUCAAGUGGAGCACGAAAAAAUGACGAGGGAAAUACACAGAAGAGUGGAGGGGAAGGAACAGACUCGGCAGGUGACCCUCGGACUCUGGAAAAAAAAGAGGAACAUGAAGUUCAACCCGGCAAUCAACAGUCAGAGGGUAACGCAGAUGCCAGCACUGCUUCCCAUAAUAAGACCCAAGGAGGAACAUCAAACAAAGAGCCGAACGAUAAAGAGGGAAAUGCAAAGCCAAGUGAAGCAGAAGGCGGAAACUCAACAGAUGCAAACGAUCAGAACGCCUCUGAUGAUAAGAUUCAACAAGGAAAUCCAAGCAAAGAAUCAAACAAUGACGGGCAAAAAGCAAUGACAGAAGAAGGAAACUCAACAGAUCAACAUUCAAAAGAAGACCAGGACCAUGAAACUCAACCUCCCAGUCAAGUUCCGGAAGGUGAUGCAACUGAUCACAACGCUUCCAAAAAUAAGACCCAAGAAGAAACCUCAACUGAAGAGUCACACAAAGACGGGGAUAAAGCAAUGACAGAAGAAGGAAAAUCAACAGAGGACGCAGAGCCACCUCCCAAAGAACCAGACGAGAUUUCCAAUCAGGUUGAUGAGGAUCAAACCUCAAGCCCAAAGAAACUUGCGUCAGGGCAAGGGAAGGCGCCUACGGUAGGAAAACAGGCCGCGAAAUCAGGGAGUCAGAAGUCGGGAGGUGAUGCAAACAAUCCACAGAACCGCCUGAAAGACCAACCAGUGCCAAAAUCUACAGCUAAAAACAAGUUAGGACCAUUACAGUUAAGAAAUGGACCAGGAAGUGCAAAGCCAGUAAAUCAACAAGCUGGUAAAGAAGGCAAAGUCAAGGGCGGUGGUGAGAAAAAAGGUGGCAAAUCUAACAAAAAAAAACCACCAAAAUGAAUUAAACAAGUUUAACUGAAACAUUAUUCAUCCCUUAACUCAUGGAACUCUGAACUUUGCACUAACGCCGUGACAGCUGUUUGUGGCGGUACUCUUAUGUUUACACUAUUCAAAUAUCGCAAUUUCGGCUUCAUAGCUGAAAGUAAUCAGGCAUUACAUAUAUUUAACUUUUCUUUGUUUUUCGAUUGGUGAAGAGAACUUUGUACCUCUAUUAACCAAUCGAUGCAAAAUAUCCCGACUCAGUAACCUGCGUUUUCAUGCGCUUUAAGUUCUCAUUGGCUCCUGGUGAUAUUUUUCUUGUUUGUGAUUGGCCCCCUGGUGAUAUUUUCAUCGUUUGUGAUUGGCCAUGUAAAAUUUUCCUUGCUUAUGAUUGGCCAUUUUCUUUUUUUCCUUUUUUAAUCAGCUUCAUUGGGUAGGACCUAUAGAAGUCGUAGACCAAUAGGAUUGGUGCAAAACGGGACACAAGGACCCAUGCGAGGCACCGCCUUUAGAGAGGCACUGCGAGAGUGAAGUGUUUUGCCCAAGAACACAACACAUUCACCAGGCCACGAACCCGGGCCUCUCGACCCGGACUGACCAUGAGGCCACUGUGCCUCCCACGUAUUGUGAUAACUAUGGUCUUGUUCUCAAGACAUUAAUCAAAAGGGGCCCUUCGUCCUGCAAUAAAUCGUGCGUAAUGGACUAUCGGGUUUUUAACCUCAUCCCCUGAUACAAAUAUUGAAGUUAUAGUCUCUGUCCAAUUCUUAUAUCCUUAAAAACUAGAACAUUAGUACAAAGUACUUGUAUAGUUUUACUCUCAGAAUCAGGGUACUUUAAAAGAAAUUCAGAGAAAGCUUUUGUCUGUUUUAACCUACAGCCAAAAUGGCAGCAGUUCAACACAAUGAAAUCCUUGAUUACCUUGUUCACAUAGUUUGCCAAAGAGUACUAAUGCAUUAAAAUAAAUAAAAGUUAUGACAUUUUGA